CCUUUGAAAAAACCUCCGAAAGCUAGCUAUAAAUAUCCAUCCAUAUGACACUCACCUGUACUCAGGGCAAACUAAAACCGAACAUGGCUGUUCCUGUUACUUCUACCAAUACGCUAGCUCCACCCGCUUCCUGUACCCUAUGUCAGUGGGUGGUUGUUUCUUCUGCAACAAGUGACGGUGAAGGAUCUCUUUCCGUUAGCAAAGUGGUUGCAAUUACGCUUUCGCUCUUUUUCGUGCUCAUCUUCGCAAUGAUCAUUGUCAAAAUCCGCAAAUGUUUCAGCAAUUCAAGCCAGACCAACAGUGGCGUUGAUGGUAGCAAUCCUAACACUAAUAUAUCCAGUGAAGUCGCUCUCGCCACCGUAGGAUUUUGAUUUUGUCAAUGGUUCCAAAUAAUAGGCAUGAAUCGUGGAAUUCCUGUCCUUAAUUGUGUACUGCUUUGCUUGGCUUGUUUUUAUUUGCUGUACUGUUUUGCUUCUGCUUGAGUAUUACUGUCAUAGCUCUUUAUAAAGGGCUUGGCUUGUUUUUGUUUGCAUUACUGUUUUGCUGUAAUGGCUACUUAUGAAGGGAUUUUCGUUUGCUCUUUUUUAUUCGUAAUC
Molecule: messenger RNA, 596 nt
Organism: Quercus robur (English oak)
Lineage: Eukaryota; Viridiplantae; Streptophyta; Magnoliopsida; Fagales; Fagaceae
Exons: 2
Coding region: 45-371 (108 amino acids)
Source: RefSeq, a predicted model, not a curated record